GGUUCAGGCUUCAAAAACAAAAGCCAGGAUGUGAUGCCUGGGUUGCCUGCAAUGGACAUACUCCUUUUGAACCCGAGACAUCGAUAGUCAUGCACUGAGGAUGGACUGGGCAAAUGAGGACACAUUAUCACAGCAAAGGACAUUUGAGUCUACCAAUAUGAAUGAUGAAGAUGUUACUCCACCUUUGCUUAAUCUGUGAAGGCCCGGAUACACCAGUUCAGAGGCUCACACAGGCAACUCCAAAGGGCUACUCUACGUUUUUGAAACAUCCAGAAGCAGUCAAAAAUGCUACAUUUGUUGAAUGUAUGAAGGAGGCUCAAAAGGAAGGAAAACUGAGGUACCACUUGAAGUGUAAAAAUGAUCUGUACAACAACUUUGUUGAGAUCACUAAGAAGUCAGCUCAAGUAUCAAAGGCAGAGAAAGAGUCAUCAAAGUUGAAGAGAAGACACACUUUCUCUGAAUUCAAUGCAUCUACUGCCUGUAGUUCUACAAGUUCACAGUCAGUUCACCUCCUGUAUAAGGAUGUAUGCAUUCUUUGCAACCAACCCGCUCAGCUCUACAAAACUAAUCCAGCAGAAACUAGAAAGAAAUAUAGAGUACCAGAUAAUUUGACUCCAGAUAAACUGAAGGCAAGCUUGGUGAAGACAGCACAGAGUUGCGGGGAUGACUGGGGCACUGAAGUCAUUGGACGCCUGGAAGGGAUCAACGACUUGGUAGCAGAAGAAAGUGGUUUUUUGAGAGAGGUGAGCAUUAUUCCAAGAAGAGGAAAGAAAAAGGAAGAGAGGACAGAGGAAAAUUGAUAAGGAGCGAGAUGCAGUUUUUUAGUGAAUUCUGUGAAUGGUUUGACUCAGAAUUAGAACAUGGGGUGAUGAUGCUUGACCAAGACCACAAAAAACUGCAGGAGUUUGAUCAGUCA
Polypterus senegalus (gray bichir) is the source of this 916-nucleotide messenger RNA. RefSeq lists its product as uncharacterized. The record is from RefSeq and is a predicted model, not a curated record. The transcript has 2 exons. Lineage: Eukaryota; Metazoa; Chordata; Cladistia; Polypteriformes; Polypteridae. Bases 162 to 800 code for a protein of 212 amino acids.